GCGGAACCAGAAUAAGUCAGUGGUUUUGCACAAGCAGAGUCCAGUUUGAAUGAGAAGAAAGGAGGAGCCGGAGGACAAACACCCAGGAAUAGCCGAGCUCCAGACAGACGUCCACCUGCAGCCAUGAGGACUACGUGAGCCCCCCCUGCUGUAGCCCUUGUCUGUGUCACUCUGUGGGCAAGAGAAGGGAGGGCGAGGAGAGCGGCGAUAGCGGCGACAUACAGGCAUCUGUGGGCACCAUGGCGGAAGACAGGAACAGGAGAGCCCUGCUGGAGCUGGCCCGCAAGCCGGAGAACACAGUGUGUGCUGACUGCGGGGCCCCAGAUCCAGACUGGGCUUCAUAUACUAUUGGGGUAUUCAUUUGCCUGAAUUGUUCCGGAAUUCACCGCAAUAUUCCUCAGAUCAGUCGAGUGAAAUCUGUCCGCUUAGACCCGUGGGAUGAUGUACAGAUUGAAUACAUGUCAUGUCUGGGAAAUAAAGUAGCAAAAGCAAAGUUUGAGUCUAAAGUGCCAGCAUUUUAUUACAAGCCAAGAGCGUCUGACUGCCAAGUGCUCCGUGAGCAGUGGAUUAGAGCCAAGUACGAGAGGAAAGAGUUCAUCUACAUUGAGAAGCAGGAGCCGUAUUCUGCAGGUUACCGAGAAGGAUUACUAUGGAAGAGGGGACGAGACAACGGGCAGUUUCUCAGCAGGAAGUUUGUACUUUCAGAAAGGGAAGGAGCGCUCAAGUAUUUUAAUAAAAAUGAUGCAAGAGAGCCCAAAGCAAUUAUAAAGAUCGAGCACUUAAACGCCACUUUCCAGCCGACCAAAAUAGGAAACCCCAACGGUCUGCAGAUCACUUACCUACGGGACAACAGCACCAGGAAUAUCUUUGUAUACCAUGAGGAUGGCAAGGAGAUCGUUGAUUGGUUCAAUGCUAUCCGAGCGGCGCGGUUUCACUAUUUACAAGUGGCUUAUCCUAUAGCAGUGGAUGUGGAUUUGGUGCCAAAGCUGACAAGGAACUUUCUCAAAGAGGGAUUUAUGGAAAAGACUGGUCCAAAGCAUACAGAAGGCUUUAAAAAGAGAUGGUUCACCUUGGAUGACAGGAGAUUAAUGUACUUCAAAGACCCUAUGGAUGCCUUCGCCAGAGGAGAAGUGUUCAUUGGGAGCACCGAAAAUAACUAUAAAGUAGAAGAAGGACUUCCUCCCUCCACACAAGGGAAUCACUGGCAGUACGGCAUCACCAUUACUACACCUGACAGGAAGUUCCUGUUUACGUGUGAGAGCGACACUGACCGCACAGAUUGGAUCUCGGCCUUCCAGAAAGUUCUCAAUAAGCCUAUGCUUCCCCAGGAGUACGCAGUGGAAGCUCAUUUCAAGCAUAAACCAUAGUGCAAGACGUUUCCCACAACUGUUUACAUGAAUGCACAAGGUUUACAGCAAAAGGAAAGAGCAUCCAUAAAGUGACGUGGAAAAGGGGAACAAUCCAAAUAAUUGUGAUCAUAUCAGCACUGACCAGAAGCAGCUCUGCAGUACAGAUAGCCAAUUUCCACUACAGAUGUUCAGUCCAGGACUGAGCAUGUCAGCAUAAUGUCCGUCUUAAUGUCUUGUGCCAUCCUGUGUGUCCACCAGACUGGAGGAGAUGACCCAUGGCCAUGUCUAGGCUGGUGAUUGGGUGAACAUUCCUUGAUGUCCGUUCCAUUCAUCACCGUCUUCUAUACAGAUCAUGGAGCUGAACGUUUUUAGUGAAAUGUACUGAUCUUAUCUCCUCAAGCUGGAAAUAUGUUGAAUAGGCCAAGAUGAAUUCCUAGACUGAGAUGGAAUACCGAUAAAGAAGGACACCCUCCACCAUGGCAUGAGAACAGGAUCGGGAGCGCAUGAUCUAUGCUGGAUGCCAAGACUACAGAGGAUCGGCAGAUUUGCUCUUCAUUUAGGCACAAUAAGCUUUUUACUCCCAUGGCCCAUGUUUUAUAUCAGUUUAGUAUCCUGAAGUCCUCUUCCGCAUAAUGUCCUUUUGGGCCACAAUGGUGCUUGGUGGAAACUUUCAAGGAGCCCUGAAGAAGUCAUGGCUGCUAUGUUUAGAAACUGGUUGAGAUCCCAGCCCAUAAACCAUCACCAACGCUAUCUUUAAAUGCUA
Molecule: messenger RNA, 2112 nt
Organism: Hyla sarda
Lineage: Eukaryota; Metazoa; Chordata; Amphibia; Anura; Hylidae
Gene: ADAP1
Product: ArfGAP with dual PH domains 1
Exons: 11
Coding region: 240-1367 (375 amino acids)
Biological process (GO): positive regulation of GTPase activity
Cellular component (GO): plasma membrane; intracellular membrane-bounded organelle
Molecular function (GO): GTPase activator activity; phosphatidylinositol bisphosphate binding
Source: RefSeq, a predicted model, not a curated record